This is a messenger RNA of Geodia barretti, 978 nucleotides long. NCBI's taxonomy places the organism in Eukaryota, Metazoa, Porifera, Demospongiae, Tetractinellida, Geodiidae. The record is from the annotation of a GenBank genome assembly.
AUGCGGCCCACGGGACUGCUGCACCUCGGCAACUACCUCGGCGCACUCCAGAACUGGGUGGAACUGCAGGACGAUUACGACUGUAUCUACUGCGCCGUGGACAUCCACGCGCUGACUACUGUCGAGUCGCAGGCCGACACCAACCAGAUUCAGUCCAACAUCGAGGACAUGAUCCUGGAUUGGCUGGCCGCCGGCAUCGAUCCUGAACGAAGCAUCGUGUUUGUCCAGUCACAGGUGCCCGAGGUUAUGACGCUGCACACCCUUCUCAGCAUGGUCACACCUCUGGGUUGGCUGACACGCGUGCCCACCUUCAAAGAGAAGGUGCGACAGAUGGACGAGACCGAGGAGACGGUCAACUACGGCUUGGUCGGGUAUCCUGUGCUGCAGACCGCCGACAUCAUCCUGUACAAGGCGGACACCGUUCCAGUAGGCCGCGAUCAGGUGCCGCACAUCGAACUGUCGCGGGAGAUCGCGCGGCGGUUCAACAACUUCUUCGGAGACACGUUCCCCGAGCCGCAGGCAAAGCUCACCGAAUCUCCAUUACUGGUGGGCCUCGACGGGCAGGCGAAAAUGUCGAAGUCGCUGGACAACCACCUCGACCUGGCUGCCACCCCAGAGGACACCUCCAAGCGGGUGCUGACCGCCUUCACCGAUCCGCAGCGCACGACCCGCAACAUCCCCGGCAGACCAGAGGUCUGCAACGUCUAUUCGAUGCACCAGAUGUUCAGCUCAUCCACGGCGGUCAGCGCCGUCUACAGUGAGUGCACGACCGCUGCCCGCGGCUGCGUCGACUGCAAGCGUCAGCUGGCCGGCAGCAUCAACGAUUUCCUCGAGCCCAUGCGCGAUCGCCGCAAGGAGUACGAGUCCCGUCCCGGCUAUGUCCGAGAGAUCCUUGACGAAGGCGGCAAGCGCGCCCGCGCCAUCGCUGCCAAGACCAUAGAGGAAGUCUACGAAAAGAUGGGGCUGGCACGAGGAUAA